Molecule: messenger RNA, 1017 nt
Organism: Pseudozyma hubeiensis SY62
Lineage: Eukaryota; Fungi; Basidiomycota; Ustilaginomycetes; Ustilaginales; Ustilaginaceae
Exons: 1
Coding region: 1-1017 (338 amino acids)
Molecular function (GO): hydrolase activity
Source: RefSeq, a predicted model, not a curated record
AUGUCGUCGACUGCACCUCAAAGUUACACAUACAAGACGUUCGUCAACACCGACGGCGAACAAACCAGCAUCCCAGUCGAUGUCUACAUCCCCGAGACUGCCGCUCAGACCCAGCUGACACCAGUCGUCUGGGUCCACACGGGCGGGUUUCUGCAAGGAACCCGCAAGUUUGUGCCCCCACACUUCGUGCGAGCUCUUGCGAAGCACAAACUUGCCCUCGUGGCGCCAGAUUUCAGGCUGUGUCCUCAGGUAUCGAUCUUCCAAGUGCUCGAGGAUGUAGCGGAUUGCAUUCGUUGGACGUUGGAUCCGGCAGCGCGCUCUGCUUCGGGCUUCACAUCGGAUAACGUCUCUUCCGACAGAUACAUCCUGGGUGGAUCGAGUGCCGGUGGAUGGCCUGCUCUGCUUCUCGGUCUAGCGCUGCAUGAUGAGGCCGAACGCAUCCCUCGACCCCCCAGUGCUGUCUUUGCCAUCUACGCCAUUACCACCGUCACCCAGGACCUAGCUUCGUUCUUCUACGAGCCUCAGAAACCCCUUUCAUGGGCUGCGGAUGGUAAGCUCAUCGACAAGCAGCCAUUGGAAUCCGAAGGCCAUCUCAUCAAAUGCCUCGAUGCUCAACACCAGCUACUCAAGUCUAGUUCGACCAAGAUCCGCACCGAGGCGCCCCCUGCCUCGAACCCGGUCCGUGCAGCUCUCUACAACUUUGCCCGACAAGAAGCCAUCUAUCCGAGCCUCAUCCUCCAAGACCCAUCGGAGAGCUCUCAUGUCUGCACGCCUACACUGAUCAAGACCAAGACCACCACCAAGGGAACAUCAGUUCGGGUCCUGAUCGCAUAUGGCGACUCCGAUCCGAAGGUACCGCAUUCGCAGUCUUUGCACGUCGUCGAUGCGCUCAAAUCGGUCGGCUACGAUGACAGGAAUCUUUUGGUGAUCGAAGAAAAGGGCGCGGACCACCUCUUCGAUAUGGAGCCGGAGAAGGAGAUCGAUGGCAUGUGGACCUGGCUGACAAAGCAGCUUUGA